Trypanosoma brucei brucei TREU927 is the source of this 3252-nucleotide messenger RNA. RefSeq lists its product as hypothetical. Bases 1 to 3252 code for a protein of 1083 amino acids. Lineage: Eukaryota; Euglenozoa; Kinetoplastea; Trypanosomatida; Trypanosomatidae. The record is from RefSeq and is a predicted model, not a curated record. The transcript has a single exon.
AUGGGAGCGGUUCCCAGUCGGGAGUCCUUGUCACGGGGGCUGUGCCGGCUGCCAGAUUAUGGGCAAAAGCACAAAAUGGUAUUGAUUCCCCUUACCAAGGAGUUUUUUCCUUCGCCCGACUGCUUGCCUCUGCGCCAGCUAUUCGAAGCCCGCAAGGAUCCGUUUGUUCAUUAUUAUCACACAUUUGAUGAGUCCUUCACGCGGGUUCAGCCGUCCGGCGAUAAGGUACGGAGUGCUUCCGCCACCACCAGCGGCGAUGGAAACAGUGUGUGGCACGCUGAAGAAUUUGUGCCACUCAACUGUACCCCUGAGGAGUUUUAUGACGCAUACGUAACACGAGCGCGGAAGUCAUUGAUAUUUGAUACGGAUAAGCAAAUGUUCGACUUGAAUGCGCAAGACCCGGAGGCACUUCGUCCCGUGCCAUGCGCCAUAGCAUUUGUUUGUGGCCCCGCUGGUUCAUUGCCCGGGUCCGAUAACGUCGGACGGCCUCCGGAGAAGGGCGGAUUGUACAUGCAUGGUUGUGAUGACGACGCCGAAUUUAUGAAGGACGCUGCUGAAGGGGAAGGUGAAGAUGAUGGCGUGGGUGGCGCGGCUGAGGGCAAAAGUGUUCUGGAAGAGAGCGUCGUCGUUUGCGGUUUGCGGCUACGGGUUGUCGGUUUCGUUGGCGAUGUGAACGGUAUCCUCCCACGUAGCUGUGAUGAUAACUUGGGUGAAGGUCCGUUUCAGCUGCAGGUGUUCCUCAACAAAUCAGUUGGGGAUCACAACUUCGUACACGCAUUCAUAUCGGCUAUUUACACAUACGUCGCACAGUGGCGUGAAGCUCUGGCUGGGGUGAUGAGUGUUAAAGAUGAAGCACGAUUGGCAAAGCAACGACGGGAUAAAAUGAGGGAUGGUGGGCUUACUGACUCCCCGGACAUUGACAGUAACCGUGAUCUGCUGCUCCCUCCUGUAGGAUCCGUUGUCAUUGCCAGCAGACGGGCUAAUGUUCCAAUGCUGUGCUUUCAGCGAGUCCUGCGAGCGACCCUCUCGAGACUGUUUGCUGUUGCAGAAGCCGACAAGGCAACCGAUCCUAACGGCUCCUUUUGUAGUAAGUGCGGCAACCGAAGCGACCACGUGUCUUGGCUUAACAAGGUGGGGACCGAGGAACCGCUGAAUGCUCCAAGAGAAGAUAAUGAAACCCCAGAAGAAUGUGCCACGGUUUUUGGCCCAAAAACAAAUUUCGGGAUGGGGGAUGAUCUUCACAUGUGGUUGGACAAUGAUGUGCUGUUCACACGUAUUUCACAAGAUGCUGCAACACGCGCUGUUGGAUGCAUCGCAAGACGUAUGGAUUGCCCAGACUGCAUCACCGACAUUGUACGGCCGAAGUACUUUGAAAUGCAAGAAAUUAGCGACCGUGAUGCGUCGACUGCUCGAACUCGCACCACCGUCAGUGUGACCGAAACAGUGGGGUCACUGCCUCCGGCCAUUGAUGCUCGCACGCACAACACGCUUAAUGAAGCGCCUGUGAGUAUUUUAGCGAGUAUUCCCUCAAGGGGCACCGAAAGCAGUCAGAACGGGAACAGUACCGCUGUUGCUGCCGCUGCAGCCGCACUGAAGCCACAUCGAAAGCUGAAUGACAGGCCAGGUGGCGCCGUAGUUGUGGAGGCGUGGCCCGAGGGUGGUAUUGACUUGGUCGACUUUGCUGACAGCGAAGACAGCACCAAGGACCAGCAGUUACAUUUGUACUGGGUGGUUGGCCACUCAAAGGAGGCACAGAGGACCGCCACCGUCGCCCUUUCGUCAUGGAAGGCUAACGGGAGAUCGGUAGUUAUCGGGAGAACAUGUUGUUCGUCAGUCGAGAGUGGACGAAAAGGAAGCGGCGGCAACAAAGAUGAUGAUGAUGAACAGGUGUCAAUUGGGGAGUUAAUCCACCUUAUGGUAGACCCAUGCCAAUCAAGCGAAUCCCAGUCAUGGGUUAUUGAGCGUCUCAAGUUCCCGCUGGAAGAGCUUCUGCUCUCCGAGUUGCACAAUAGCUGCAAGCUGGCGCGGGAAGCACAUGUCGACGCGGAGAACUGGAUACGUUACCGUGAUUCCGGAAGUGAGCAAUCACGACCAACACCCCUGUUGUUACCCCCUGAUAUCACUGAGGGUAACGCGGAAGGGUCGCCAGAGUUGGCUGACGCCGUGGCCCAACUUGUUGGUGAGGGUACACUUUGCCUGUGGCGUCUCUCACUCGUUACGGGGGCGGUGAGGGUUGUAGCAGUCACACCGUACUUCCUCCGCCCACCACGGAAAAAGCGGUCGCGCAGGAAGGUAGCCCGACGACAGCGUGUUCUCACAAAGGGUGUUGAAAGUUCUACGAAGUUGACCACACCCGCCCCCACGCGUCACCUCGGUCCUCCGAUGGUGCCGCAACAAUCCAAAGCCAAAAGAACGGUAACUGCAAAAGCAACAACGACAGGGUUUCUGGCACCGAUGACCACUGUAAUGGGACCAGUGAAAACCGCAGAACAGGGCACCCCCUUCCCAUUGGUCAACUAUGGAGUUUGUAAAGAAGGUGCGGUACCCCCGAUGCCCACUCCAAACUUUCCCUCGGUAGGGUUUGGCUACGUAUUGCCUCAGCAACGGCUUCGCACAUACGGAAGCCCCGCACCCGCACAUUAUGCAGAGCCACUCGUUUUGACCCACGAGCCCCAGCACGACUUUCCGUGCUUCAACCAACCUGUUGUCGGUACCAACCGCCCUCCUGCUUCCGUUUUGAACCACAGGGUGAGGCACCCCCCCGCUCCCUUCACGAGCAGUCGCAGCCCCACGGUGGACCCAUGUGAGUUUGUAUUCUGCGACGAUCCCAAGGAUUCGCGCCGUGGAAGCAGUAAUAGGGACAGCCAUCGUGUUUCCAUACCUUCCUUCAGCACUCCCCAUUGGGAUGAUACUGGGGUUCCCUGGUCUUACGCUGCAUCGGGUGAGCGGUCGAGUACAACGCGAGGCUCGUCAAUUGUGGGCAAUCAGUGCAGCCCCUUUCCCCAAAGUGCGGAUAAAUGGUUAAAUCCCACGAACCCCCGUUCCGGUGCCCGCGAGAAAGUCCAUUAUUUACCUGGGUUCCGCAGUUCCUUUGGGGGUAUCAGCGACUCCGACGAUACCACGGCAUGUGUGCGUAACCGUGUCCACAGUGUUCCCACGAACUUGGAAAGCGGUAAAGACGUUUACUCGGAUCGGUCAGGGGUGAUGACUCCGUCCCUUAAUGUUUGGGUGCGGCACGGUUUACAGCACUGA